Messenger RNA from Aspergillus niger, 465 nucleotides. RefSeq lists its product as hypothetical. The record is from RefSeq and is a predicted model, not a curated record. The coding region runs from base 1 to 465 and encodes 154 amino acids. The transcript is spliced from 5 exons. Lineage: Eukaryota; Fungi; Ascomycota; Eurotiomycetes; Eurotiales; Aspergillaceae.
AUGGUGGCUGAGCGAACAGACAUCCGGCUUGCAGCUGUGCUAGGGCCGGCGGGCAUCCGCUGUAGCCGCCACCGCAUAUUCUCCGAGUAUUGUCCAGAGACACCCGACGCAGGACCCUUUUGCCUUGCAAUCUUUGUCGAUCAUAUCAUGGUCCGUUUCUAUAGCAAACAGUCACAGAGGGGAAAAGAAGAUUGUCUCGUGCAGGGGCAACUGCAGAAAUUACGCCAAUGGGCGGCCCAUUCCGCCACCGCUGAUAUCGACGGGACUUCCCCGAGUGUGAAGAACAUUAGCAGAAGCCUCGCGGGAACUUACCCUACUUGGGGUAUCUUAAGUUACAUGGGAUCAAUUCAGGCAAUCAACGUUGGAGAUGGAUUAUUGGCCUUAGCUUCUCUCGAUGGAUUUCUAAAUUCCCUCAUUUAUGCAACUGCAAGCACGACGUCGAGUAGUAUCUGGGAUAUUCCUUAG